ACAGACCCGGAGGAGGUUCUGAGCGUGAGUAUUCCUCUGCAGGAGCCACCGCGCUUGCUGCUGGGGGGCGCCGUGGUGCUGCCGUGUUACUUUGAGGACCUCACGGUGCCGGACCCCGGAGCUCCCACCGCCGCUCCCCUCGCUCACCGCAUCAAAUGGAGCCUCGUCGCCAAAGAGAAGGUCACGACCGUCCUGGUGGCCUCGGAGGGGCGGGUGCGCGUCGGCGAGAGCUACCUGGACCGAGUUCACCUGGUGGGCUACCCGGAGACCUCCACGGACGCCAGCAUCCGGAUAUCCGAGCUGCGAUCCAGCGAUGCGGGGGUCUACCGCUGUGAGGUGCAGCACGGCAUUGAGGACGGCCACGACGACGUCCACCUGCAGGUCCAAGGAAUCGUGUUCCACUACCGCGCCAUCAUGGGCCGCUACACUUUGACCUUCGAGAAGGCGGAGGCGGCGUGCGCCCAGAACAACGCCGUGGUGGCUUCCCCCGAACAGCUUCAAGCGGCCUACGACGAUGGAUUCCACCAGUGUGACGCCGGCUGGCUCUCCGACCGCACCGUCAGGUACCCGAUCCACGAUCCUCGUGUGAACUGCUAUGGUGACAAAGAGGAGCUUCCGGGGGUCAGGACCUACGGAGUGAGGGACCUCAAUGAGACCUAUGACGUCUACUGCUACGCUGAGAAGAUGACAGGCCGAGUCUUCUACACCGCCUCUGCGGAGAAGUUCAGCUACUCGGAGGCAGCGGUGGCCUGCUCCGACCAGGGAGCUCAGCUGGCCUCUACUGGUCAGCUCUACCUGGCCUGGCAGGGGGGGAUGGAUGUCUGCAACGCCGGCUGGCUGGGGGACAGAAGCGUCCGCUACCCCAUCAACGUCCGCCGGCCGCAGUGCGGAGGGGGUCUGCUGGGGGUGCGCACUGUUUACCUCCACACAAACCAAACGGGGUAUCCACCUCCGGAGUCCCGCUACGACGCCUUCUGCUACACAGGGCAAAUCAAAAGAUCUAUCUGGAUCUGGAGGCCUGUCUGGAUCUGGAGAUCUAUCUGGAUCUGGAGACAUGUCUGGAUCUGGGGAACUGUGAACUCUGGAGAUCUAUCUGGAUCUGGAGACAUAGUGAUCUCUGGAGAUCUAUCUGGAUCUGGAGACUUAUUUGGAUCGGGAGGCCUGUCUGGAUCUGGAGACUCGGCUGGCAGUGGAAGUGCUGAGCUGCACAGUGGAGAAUCAGGUAUCGGGAGCACAGAUUCUUCCGGAUCCGGAUCCGGCAUCACUGUUGCUUUUACGAGAAUCGACAGCUCUUUCUCCGGAGAGGACCUGGCUUCCGGUGGACUCCAAGAAGCUGGAGAGGGAAGCGCAGGGAUCUUCAUCUUCCCUUCAUUUAAAGUCAGCUCUGGAGAACUCAGUGGUAGUGGGGACCUGUCGGGUUCUGGAUCCGGCUCUGGUCUCGACUCUGGGCUAAGCGGCUCAUCCGCAGACGGCUCUGGGGAAAGUGGACAGUUCUCUGGUUUCAUCACCGACCAGGACUUUUCUGGGUCAAGUGGGUCCUCAUCGGGAUUCCACUCUGGCAGUGCGAGUGGACACUCGGGAGAGCUUUCUGGAAUUGGGGACGCACAGAUCUUACUGCUCGAUCAUGAACUGAUUGAUGCCUCCACCGCUGUUACCCACAGGGAGCAUGAGCUUGGUGGAGGCCUUCUGGCGUUUAGUGGCUCUGGAGACGUUUCAGGAUCUGGGAUUCUCAGCGGCUCUGGAAGUGGCUCCGGGUUCUUCUCGGGUGUUACCCUUGUUGGGUCGGGGUUCACUGACCUUACAGUAUCAUCCUUUGGAGAGCAGGAGGCCUCUGGGUUUUUACUCUACACCUCUGGAGAUGGAAGUGGUGGACAUUUGUCUGGAUUUGGAAGCUCAAGUUUCGUCUCCGGGUCUGGAUCAGAAAUGUCUGGAUCAGGAAUGUCUGGAUCAGAAAUGUCUGGAUCGGGAAUGUCUGGAUCAGGACGAUUUGAAUCAGAAAUGUCUGGAUCGGAAAUGUCUGGAUCAGGAAUGUCUGGAUCGGAAAUGUCUGGAUCAGAAAUGUCUGGAUCAGGACUAUCUGGAUCAGGAAUGUCUGGAUCGGGAAUGUCUGGAUCAAAAAUGUCUGGAUCAGGACUAUCUGGAUCAGGAAUGUCUGAUUCUGAGUCCUCAACAAGUGGAGAAGAAGGAAGUGUUACAUUUGUUACUGGAGAUUUUCUGACGGAAGCAUCUGGAGACACCACACUGUCCAUGGAGCUCGGACGGGGGUCCUUAGAGUACAGCGGAGAAGGAAGCAGUAGCAGCAGAAGCUUCCACUCUGGCAGCGGAGACACACACCGGUCCACAAGCAGCGGCUCGGCAGCUUCCUCUGGAGAUGCGCCACACGUGGUGCAGCCCUCUCCAUCCAGUGAGUGGGCACCAACAGAAAGCACCAGCGCACCAGAGGAGGUCCUUAGCGGGGCUGAACUGACGCGGCCCCCCGGGGACAUCCAUGGGACCCCACCCCCUGUGCUCGCCCCAGCAGGACUGGCUGCUCCUCCCACCGCGAGCACACCGGCCCCGCUGCAGACACCCGGCGCCGCUGAAGGAACGUAUUCGGUGGAAGGUGGGUUGAACCCGUGUCACCCGAACCCCUGCGGUGCUGCUCCAUGCGCGGUGGAGGAAGGGGUCGCCGUGUGUCCUGAGGUAGACGUGUGCCAUCCCAACCCUUGUGCCAAUGGAGCCACCUGUGUGGAGGGCGCAGACUCUUACAAAUGCUUAUGCCUGCCCAGCUACGGAGGGGAGCGAUGUGAGAUCGACGAGCAGCGGUGCGAAGACGGUUGGACCAAGUUCCAGGGGAACUGCUACCUGCACUUCUCGGAGCGGGAGGUGUGGCUGGACGCCGAGCGGCGCUGCCGGGACCUCGGCGCCCACCUGGUCAGCAUCAUCACGCCCGAGGAGCAAGACUUCGUCAACUCAAACGCGCAGGACUACCAGUGGAUCGGCUUGAAUGACAAGACAGUGGAUAACGACUUCCGCUGGACGGACGGGACUCCCCUGCAAUACGAGAACUGGAGGCCGAACCAGCCGGAUAAUUACUUCAACUCUGGGGAGGACUGCGUGGUGAUGAUCUGGCACGAGAGCGGCCAGUGGAACGACGUGCCCUGCAACUACCACCUGCCCUUCACCUGCAAGAAGGGCCCAGUGUCCUGCGGCGCCCCGCCGGAGGUGGAGAACGCCCGCGUGUUCGGCCACAGGAGGGAGGAGUACCCCGUCAACGCCAUCAUCCGGUACCAGUGCGGCCCCGGGUUCACGCAGCGCCGGCCCCCCACGGUGCGUUGCCAGGCCGACGGCCGGUGGGAGGAGCCCCGAGUGCGGUGUACCCACGUGAAAGCCAGACAGAGAAGACAGAGGAGGAGCAGCCAGCUUCCCUGAAAGAAAGAAA
Molecule: messenger RNA, 3421 nt
Organism: Pungitius pungitius (ninespine stickleback)
Lineage: Eukaryota; Metazoa; Chordata; Actinopteri; Perciformes; Gasterosteidae
Product: aggrecan core protein-like
Exons: 14
Biological process (GO): central nervous system development; positive regulation of neuroblast proliferation; cell adhesion
Cellular component (GO): synapse; perineuronal net
Molecular function (GO): calcium ion binding; hyaluronic acid binding
Source: RefSeq, a predicted model, not a curated record